AUGGCGAGCAAGGUGGUGGACCUCCGGUCGGACACGGUCACCAAGCCCUCCGAUGCCAUGCGGGCCGCCAUGGCCGCGGCCGUCGUCGACGACGACGUCGUGGGCGUGGACCCGACCGCGCAGCAGUUCCAGGAGGAGAUGGCCGCGCUCAUGGGCAAGGAGGCCGCGCUGUUCGUGCCCUCGGGCACCAUGGGCAACCUCAUCUCCGUCCUCGUGCACUGCGACGUCAGGGGCAGCGAGGUCAUCCUCGGCGACGACUCCCAUAUCCACGUCUACGAGAACGGGGGCAUCUCCACCAUCGGCGGCGUGCACCCCAAGACCGUCAGGAACAACCCCGAUGGCACCAUGGAUAUUGACAAGAUCGUCGCGGCCAUCAGGCAUCCGGAUCUGCAUUACCCGACGACCAGGCUCAUCUGCUUGGAGAACACACAUGGGAAUUGUGGUGGAAAAUGUUUAUCUGUAGAAUACAUUGAUAAGGUCGGUGAAAUUGCCAAGAAUCAUGACCUCAAGCUUCAUAUUGAUGGAGCUCGAAUUUUUAACGCCUCUGUGGCACUGGGAGUCCCUGUAGACAGACUUGUGAAAGCUGCCGAUUCAGUUUCGGUAUGCCUAUCUAAAGGGUUAGGUGCCCCCGUUGGAUCAGUUAUUGUUGGAUCAAAGGCCUUCAUUGACAAGGCCAGAAUUCUUAGGAAGACCCUAGGUGGUGGAAUGAGGCAGGUUGGAGUUCUCUGUGCUGCUGCUCAAGUCGCCGUUCGUGACACUUUGGGAAAGCUUGAGGAUGACCACAGAAAGGCUAAAGCUUUGGCAGAGGGACUGAAGAAAAUUAAACAUAUUACAGUGGAUCCAGCUUCUGUCGAGACCAAUAUGGUGUUCUUUGAUAUCACCAAUCCACGAAUAUCACCUGACAAUCUAUGCCAAGUCUUGGAACAGCACAAUGUUCUUGCAAUGCCAGCAAGUUCAAAAAGGUGA
This is a messenger RNA of Setaria italica (foxtail millet), 966 nucleotides long. RefSeq names its product probable low-specificity L-threonine aldolase 1. The coding region runs from base 1 to 966 and encodes 321 amino acids. NCBI's taxonomy places the organism in Eukaryota, Viridiplantae, Streptophyta, Magnoliopsida, Poales, Poaceae. Gene Ontology annotation, biological process: glycine biosynthetic process; L-threonine catabolic process. The record is from RefSeq and is a predicted model, not a curated record. The transcript is spliced from 7 exons. Gene Ontology annotation, molecular function: L-allo-threonine aldolase activity. Gene Ontology annotation, cellular component: cytosol.